UGGUUAUAUUGUGAUAAAAUUGUAGCUGUAUAAAGAAACUUUCAGACGCUCUUAAAUUUGGAAUUUUGUUAAUCUGCUUUUAUUUGUGAAAAUGGUGCAACAAUUCUUUUGCUUCCGUCUGGAGACGGCUGCUAUGAUAAUAGGAUGGUUGGGAGCAGUUGGUUCGGUGAUAUCUGUUGUGGUUUUUGGGUUUUGCUUGGGAUAUCUGGAUGAGAUUGUGCAGAAAAUUAUUGAAUCGGCCCCGGAAAAUACAAAGCUUGAUCCAGAUCAAAUUCGUACAAUUUUGACUGUCGCAUUUGUGAUUUUUUUGAUUCUAAAUGCCAUCAAUAUGUUUGCGUCGAUAUGUUUGAUAUUGGGAACGAUGAAGCAACGGCAUCUAUUGCUUUUACCAUGGCUUUUAAAUACCGGCAUUGCGCUUUUAUUUGCUGCAACGUACUACGUCCUUUUGGUAGUAGAAGCUGUACAGAUGUCAUAUUCAUCUAAUAUUGGUUUGAUAAUCUUUGCUUCAAUUAACUUGGCAUUGGACAUUUAUGUUUGGCUGGCUAUAUAUUCUCACUUUAAAAAUAUUCGAAACAAUCGCGAACAACAGGAACGUCUCAUUCCCCCUGCUGGAGGUGUUUAUCCAUCGUACACUAAUAUGUAAUGCAUUAAAAAUAUAUACAUACAAAUAUUCAUGCCUUGUUGCCAUCAAUUGACUAUAAUUAACUACCAUAAAUAUUUUUAGAUUUUGAAUUUAAAGAACUGCUAACACACACGUACUCUAAAAGCGCGAAUAUUACGCGACCAUAUACACAUACAAGUAUAUAUACAUACAUAUAUGUAUUUAACCAAUUUCCAUGUAUUAAUGUGGAUAAAUUCGAUGAUUAAAGAUCAACAUUUUCACUAUUUAAACCAAGCAACAGAAAAAA
This is a messenger RNA of Rhagoletis zephyria (snowberry fruit fly), 908 nucleotides long. RefSeq lists its product as uncharacterized. The record is from RefSeq and is a predicted model, not a curated record. Lineage: Eukaryota; Metazoa; Arthropoda; Insecta; Diptera; Tephritidae.